ACCCGGUUGUGGUCUCGCCGGAAGUAGCCAGGGCCGAGGCGGAUGGCACGCCUCCCGUAAUUACACGCGAAAGGCAGGCAAAAGAGGAAGGGAAGAACGGACACGCCCGCCCCACCCACACGGCCACACGCUGCCUCUGCUUGACUGCUAGUGCCAUCCACUCCCAAUCCGAAUCGAUCCCCACCUCGCAGUCGCGGCGGGGGAUCCAUCUCGCCGGCAGCGGCGCCCCGGAACUGCUUGGUCUCCGCCGCUAACCCGCCCCCGUACCACCAGCACGGAACCGAGCAGCCGGCGAGCCCGAUGAAGGCGUCGAUCAAGUUCCGCGACGACGACCGGCCGCUGAUGCGGGCCAAGGUGCCGGUCGGCGUGCUCGGGCUGCCGUUCCAGUCGGGCCUCGCGGCGGGCGGGGACCCGCGGGAGCUCCGCUUCGACCUCUCCACCGCCUUCGCGUCGGGCCCGGCGCUCCGCCUCUCGUACCGCCCCAACGACCCGGGCCUCCCCUUCGCGCUCACCGUCCGCGCGGGGCUCGGCCCGCUCGGCUCCCCGGCGCGCGCGCCCUUCGUGCUUGCCGCCGAGUUCAACCUCCUCUCCUCCGACUCGUCCACGCCGGCCUUCUUCCUCCGGCUCAAGCCCCGCCUCGGCGACUUCUCGCUCUCCCACACGCUCGGCUCCCCCUCCGACGGCGCUGCCCCGGCGCCCCGUAAGGUCGGGGAGGCGCACCCCGACGCCGACGGCCUCGGCCACGUCCGCGAGCAGGAGUUCGGUUACAGGCCGUCGUUCUCGUUCACCGGGAGCGGGCUCGCGGCGGACGUGGCGGCGGCGGGGACGAAGAGCGGGGUCGGCGCGCUGCUGUCCGGGAUGCGGCUGACGACGCGGAGCGUGCUCCCGCUGUGGGGCAGGGUGAGCCUGCGGUUCAACUGGGGCCUGCGCGUGCCGCCGGAGCUGCUCGCGGACGGCGGCGGCCGCAGCAGCAAGGGCGCGCGCGCGCCCGUCAGCAAGAUGCCGCUGCUGGUCAUGAGCAAGCUCUCCAUCGAACGGUCCCCGCGCGCCGACGUGGACAGCAGGAACCCCUCCCCGCUGUGCGUGGACGCGCCGGACGGCCCGGGAGACGGCGAGGCGGCGGCGUUCUCGCUGGUGAGGCGACAGCUGGAGUCGCUGAACGUGGACAACAUGAUGCUGCGGCGCGCCGUGGAGGACCUCCGCGCCGAGAUCAGGAGGAGCAGCAGGAGGAGCACGCCCGUGGCUGCCGCCGGUGCCCGAGGCGAGGGCAGGGUGGCGGCGACUGCGCCGCCGCCGCAGCAGCCUUACCACGCGUUCCCCACGAAGCCGGACCGCCCCCGGGGCGCCGCGAGGGAACCCGUGCCCGAGAAGGCGGCCGCGCCGGACGACGUGGGCGAGGAGCUCAAGAAGGCAUUGGAGGCGCGCCUGCGGUGAGCUAAGCCACGGCGGCCACUGCACGGCUCGGCAGCUCGCCGCCGCGGGCUAGCAUGCCGCUGUUAAUUUCGCAGCCAUGUGUUCAAGGAGUGGUCUGGUCAUUUCUGUGCUGGAUCAUGUGAGCAACUAGUUCAGCUUCCUCCAGCUGCAUCAUUUCUGUGCUAGAUCAUGUGGGGGAUUUCAAAAUGGCUUUUUGUAAGAUGAUCCAUACAGUUGAUGAUCCUGAGUUGGCCGAAGCUUUGGCGGUUCGAUGUGCUGUUCUUUUUGCACAAGAACAUAAUCUUCAGCAAGUCAUUGUGGCAUCUGACUGUCAAAAUAUCAUCAAGAAGAUAAAUUCCCCACUUCAAGAUAGAUCUCAAGUUGGAGUUAUUGUUCGUGAUGUGAAGAAUUUAGUCUAUGGGGCUCCUGUCUCUUUUAUUUUUAAUCGUAGAAGUUGCAAUGAGGCAGCUCAUGUAAUGGCUAGAAUAGCUGAGCAGUUCUCUGAAUCAGUUUGGUGUAAUGAUGCUCCGGAUGCAAUCCGAGCUAUCCUUUGUAACGAUAAGUUAAAUUUAUAUAAUGCUGCUUUUCAAAAAAAAAAAA
This is a messenger RNA of Panicum virgatum (switchgrass), 2013 nucleotides long. RefSeq lists its product as uncharacterized. The transcript has 2 exons. The record is from RefSeq and is a predicted model, not a curated record. Bases 301 to 1434 code for a protein of 377 amino acids. Lineage: Eukaryota; Viridiplantae; Streptophyta; Magnoliopsida; Poales; Poaceae.